UUAUAUGUUAAACCCAAGAAGAUAUAUCCGCGUAAGUAUUCUCCCACUCCGACCUUGCUGCUGCCUCUGUGCUACUGCAAUUUGGGAGGCGAUAGAAAUGGAAGCGAAAGUUUUCCCGCUGACAUGCGCACCUCUUUUAUUAUCUUCUUCUUCCUUCCCCACGAACGUACGUAUCUCUCUUUUCAGGACGAAACACUCACCUGCUAUAGUUCUGCGGAGAAGCGUAAACAAAGAAGAAACGGUUUUAGAAGGCAUGCCUAAGGAGUAUUACGAUGAGGAAUGGCAAGCUCGACAACGAGAAAAGACAAAGGAGUUGCAUAGAAGACAGCGAGAAGAAGAUGAAGAAGAGGAACAAAAGAUUGACGAAUAUCGUGAAAUUGGCCUGCGGUUGAAGGGAUAUCCUGAAGAAGAUGUCAGAAAAGCAAGACAAUUGGUUUCUACCUUUAUCAGAGCUGAAGAGGAGGUGGAAGAGAAAAUUGAAGAAGCUGCUGAAAAAGGAGAACUUACUGAACUUGUUCUACUGGUCAUAUGGAAUCGCCUUGAUCUUGCUCGACGUGAUGAAGAAAAGGAUGCUAUAAGAAGUCUUGAUCUGCUAUACAGAAGGGUUGAGACUGAGAUUUUGAAACGGGAGGCUACUCCUGCCAUGAGACUGCUCAACGAUCUUCUGAAUAUUCAUGAUGGAUUUGAUGAUGAAGGGUGGCUGAAGGAAUGCAGAAAACUCAUGAUUGAUACCUUUCCACGAGAAGAUCCAUUUACCAUUCUUGUGCCAGAAGGGUUUGACAUUGAUAAGCAUCAUGGGCCACUACGACCACCACUGGAAGGAGAUGACCCUCUCUUGAGGGUAGAUUUUAUCAGAGAGGUUGAUGCAUUGCUAAAAGAGGUAGAGCUGGAGCAAAGUGAAGCGCGGAAUUCUCAAGGGUUUGAUCCCGAAUCUGUUGCAGUUAGGUUGAAGCAACAAGAGAAGCAACGAACCAUACACCAAGUUGAAGCUUUGUUAGACCUCGCCCUUCAUUUGAAGUGGUAAUCAUCACCUUUCGUAUAGAACCCUAUAUCUGCACUUUGUUAAUCUCCACUUAGGUCUACAGAACAGUUCCGUUGGAUUUUUUUUUUUUUAAAUUUAUUUCUAGAGUUUCGUGUUGUAAAUAUCCUAGGAUGUGAUAAAACUUGUUUGUUAGGUUAAUUACUUCGUUGAAUUAUAUGUGACAAUAUUUUGAGCA
This is a messenger RNA of Pistacia vera, 1217 nucleotides long. RefSeq names its product protein PALE CRESS, chloroplastic. The transcript has 7 exons. Lineage: Eukaryota; Viridiplantae; Streptophyta; Magnoliopsida; Sapindales; Anacardiaceae. Bases 5 to 1024 code for a protein of 339 amino acids. The record is from RefSeq and is a predicted model, not a curated record. Gene Ontology annotation, cellular component: proplastid; chromoplast; etioplast. Gene Ontology annotation, biological process: leaf development; leaf morphogenesis; cellular response to light stimulus.